AUGCAGGCCGGCAAGAAGCACAGCCGCCGUGUCGCUCGUCAGACCAAGGCCGCCGCCAUCGCCCCCCGCCCCGUCGACCGUCUCCGCCCGAUUGUCCGUUGCCCCAGCAUCAAGUACAACCGCAAGGUCCGUGCUGGCCGUGGCUUCACCCUGGCCGAGCUGAAGGCCGCUGGUGUCCCCCGCCUGCUGGCCCCCACCAUCGGCAUCUCCGUCGACCACCGCCGCCAGAACCUGUCGGAGGAGUCCCUGGCCGCCAACGUCGCCCGCCUCAAGGCCUACAAGAGCCGCCUGCUCGUCUUCCCCAAGAAGGGCGCCAAGCCGACCGUCCCCGCCGGCCAGUCGGCCGCCCUCAUCGCCUCCGCCCUGCCGAUUGUCAGCUCCACCGCCGGCGUCACCGAGAUCAAGACCAGCGAGCUGCCCGCGCCCCUCGAGGCCGGCGCCUACGCCACCCUGCGCAAGGCGCGGUCAGACGCCAAGCUGGUGGGCAAGCGCGAGAAGCGGAUCAAAGACAAGGCCGAGGCCGAGGCCAACAAGAAAUAG
Messenger RNA from Sporothrix brasiliensis 5110, 540 nucleotides. Its product is annotated as large subunit ribosomal protein L13e. Gene Ontology annotation, biological process: translation. The coding region runs from base 1 to 540 and encodes 179 amino acids. Gene Ontology annotation, cellular component: ribosome; cytosolic large ribosomal subunit. Lineage: Eukaryota; Fungi; Ascomycota; Sordariomycetes; Ophiostomatales; Ophiostomataceae. The transcript is spliced from 2 exons. The record is from RefSeq and is a predicted model, not a curated record. Gene Ontology annotation, molecular function: structural constituent of ribosome; RNA binding.